CAGCUGGAGCCCUCGGGGCAAGUCUCAGGACAGACAGGCAGGCAGGCAGGCAGCACGUAACCCUCACACUCGCACCCAAGUAUCAUUUUUACAGCAGAGGAGGGAACGGGACGCAAGUGCCGGGUGCUUAGGGCCAGGCCGAGUCGUGGUAUGACUGGGACUGGAAGGCAGGAGGAAUCCCGGAGCCCUGGCCUUGGCUCUACCCACUAGCUGGUGCUGCCUCCCCGAGGGGAGCACGGGCUGUGCUGGGGGGACGAGCCGGCAGCGGCCUGGCGGGCUGAGCUGAGUUUGUGCCUGGCGGCGAGGCCGGCCCGGGGGAGCGCGGUGGCUUUGAGCAUCGCGGACCCUAGAACCCCGCGGCUUCCUCCGGCAGGGCGCGGAACCUUUGCUCUCGGUCGCGGUUGCGCGGCGGGCUCUGAUCGCGGCCGGACUCGCUACGUCCGCCGGCAGGUGGAGGAAACAAGCUACCUUAACAUUUGGUACAUCUAGUAAUCUUUUUUGAAGACUUUAUUUCAGACCUGGUAGUGCCCAUUCUCAAAGUGAAAUUUGAUCAUCCUUCAAUUCUACCUUUAUGGCUGUAGCUUUUAAACUACUGGCUAGUGCUCGUCCUCUUAGGGAGUGCCAGAGGCACAAAGUCUUGCAUUCUUUGCUUGGCCCUCUCGUCACUAAUCACAUCUCCAAAAUGUAUAGUAGCUAUAGGAGACCAGGAAUAAGCCCUGAUGACACUCCAGUCUGGAAAAAAAUUGAUUUCAGUACUGAAAAAGCAGUGAAUGGGGUUAAAAAACAUUUUAAAUUACUAAAGUCUGAGAUAGCAGAGCAUGUAACAAGUUAUGAUGGCCAACCUCUGCAUGUUCACUUAUGGGAAGAGACUAGAGUGGUCUGGAAAUUCCACAGCCAGAAAGAUUUAGAUAAAUGGAUAGCUAGCUCCGAUAUAGAGAUUGGAGGGAAAAGUGAAGCCUACCUAAAACUAGGCAAGAAUAACCAAAGUGCUCUGUUCUAUGGGACCCUCAAUACUGAAGUACCUCGUGAUGGGGAAACAAAAUACAGUGGAUAUUGUGGAUUUAAAGCCAAGCCACGACUGGGGGUUUUUAAUAGGAAGAAAUACUAUGACUGGACAAACUUUAAUAGUCUGCAUUUACGUGUCCGUGGUGAUGGUCGACCCUGGAUGAUAAACAUUUUUACAGACCCAUACUUUUCCCAUCAAAAGGAUGAUAUGUACCAUUACUUCAUGUUUACCCGAGGCGGUCCAUACUGGGAGGAAAUCACGAUUCCAUUCUCCAAGUUCUUUCUAUGUAGUCAGGGGAGAGUCCAGGAUCGCCAAUUUCCACUCUGGUUAGACAAAAUUCACACUAUUGGAUUCACACUGGGAGACCAGGCACAUGGUCCAUUUCAGCUGGAGAUAGACUUCAUUGGUUUGCUUAUGGACAGCGCUCAUACUGAAGAAUUUGCCUAUGAACAAUAUGAAAGGAACACCAAAUUCUAGAUUGACUUGCCCUCCAAUGGAACAGAUGCUUCAGGAGCUUAUUAAAUAUGUAUACAACACUUCGUUGAUCUUGACUAGGUUCACAAUGCUGUUAGAAGAACCCAUGUAAAUACUGAAAGGGAGAGUUGUAUGGGAUGGACACGCAUCUUGCAACUUUAAAGAUGUACUAAUGUUUUUUUCUGACUUCCAAUCUAUUUUCACUACGGGCUUCUGCAACUAAGUAUUGUUGGAACAUUGCAUCAGAGAAAGGUGUGGUAAUUAAUAAACAGUUGUAUGGUGAGGGUUGCUGAAUGGAUCA
This is a messenger RNA of Alligator sinensis (Chinese alligator), 1781 nucleotides long. It is a transcript of the gene NDUFAF1, whose product is annotated as NADH:ubiquinone oxidoreductase complex assembly factor 1. The transcript is spliced from 5 exons. Gene Ontology annotation, biological process: mitochondrial electron transport, NADH to ubiquinone; mitochondrial respiratory chain complex I assembly. Gene Ontology annotation, cellular component: mitochondrion. The record is from RefSeq and is a predicted model, not a curated record. The coding region runs from base 572 to 1483 and encodes 303 amino acids. NCBI's taxonomy places the organism in Eukaryota, Metazoa, Chordata, Crocodylia, Alligatoridae.